UAAAAAAAUAAAAACCCAGAAAUACGAUCGAAGAGUGAAGUGAUUCACUGGUAUCCAAUCCUCACUAAACGAUGCUGUGUUUGAGAACUCACAUAUCAUUUUCAUUUCGUCCCUCUUCAUUUCGUGUCCCUUGUUCAUCUCCAAAACAGCUCUCACUUCAGGUUCGAUCCUGGCCGUCUAGAUCUUCAAUCAAGACAAUGUCAACUCAAUCCCAAACCGUUGAACACAUCGUGCUCUUCAAGGUAAAAGAAGACACCGAACCCUCAAAAGUAACUGCCAUGGUAAACGGACUAAGCUCCCUUAUUUCAUUAGAUCAAGUCCUCCACCUUACCGUAGGCCCUCUCCUACGCAAUCGCUCCACCUCAUUAACCUUCACUCACAUGCUCCAUAGUCGCUACAAGUCCAAAGAAGAUCUCGAAGCUUAUGCCGCACACCCUAGCCACGUCAGCGUCGUUAAAGGAAACGUCCUUCCAAUCGUAGAUGACAUCAUGGCCGUUGAUUGGAUCGCUGAGGAUCUUAAUGCUGACGUCGUUCCGAAACAGGGUUCGGCGAUUCGCGUCACGUUUUUGAAAUUGAAGGAGAAUGCGGUUAGCGACCAAGUGUUGGAGGUUAUAAAAGGAAUUCCGGAAAAAUUUGAACAGAUUAAUCAACUCAGUUGUGGGGAGAAUUUCUCGCCGGCGAGAGCUAAGGGUUAUUCGAUUGCUUCGUUAGCGGUUUUUCCGGGAGUUAGCGAGUUGGAAGCGGUUGAUUCGAAUCAGGAGUUGGUGAAUUAUCAGAAGGAUAAGGUUAGGGAUCGUCUUGAUAGUGUGCUUGUGGUUGAUUAUGUGGUGCCGGCGGUGGCUUCUCAAUCUGCAAGCCUUUUAUGAUGAGUGUACUGUUGUCUCUCAAUUUUAAACUCUUCUAGAUGCAGUUUCAUGGUAAAUGUUUGUAGCUAGGGUGUUCACUCGAUGAAUCCGAUCAUCCAAUGUAAUCUGAAGUGUUUGAUUUGGGAUUUUUGUUAUAGUUUGGGUCUAAUUUAAACCAACACAGUCAGAAUUGGGAACCAAGGUGGUUUGGGUUGAAGUAAGAGGUGUUAAGCAUGACUCAUAGAUACUAUUAAAUUGGUAGGAUCAACGAGCUAGGUUGGUUCGGGUUUGACAGAUAUUUUGUUUUUGUUUUUUUUAGCACUGAAUCGAUAAAUUUUAAUUGGAACUAGUGAUGGGGUGUGCACCUCUGUUUGUAGCUAGGGAGUUUGUUUCACAGUUGAAAAUUCCACUCUCAUGAAUAACUUUUAUGAUAAAUAAUAGCAGGAAUUUGAUUUCUGGAUAUUUUAUAAAA
This is a messenger RNA of Cicer arietinum (chickpea), 1317 nucleotides long. Its product is annotated as stress-response A/B barrel domain-containing protein UP3. The record is from RefSeq and is a predicted model, not a curated record. NCBI's taxonomy places the organism in Eukaryota, Viridiplantae, Streptophyta, Magnoliopsida, Fabales, Fabaceae.